Molecule: messenger RNA, 1407 nt
Organism: Metarhizium album ARSEF 1941
Lineage: Eukaryota; Fungi; Ascomycota; Sordariomycetes; Hypocreales; Clavicipitaceae
Product: ketoisovalerate reductase
Exons: 1
Coding region: 1-1407 (468 amino acids)
Cellular component (GO): cytoplasm; mitochondrion
Molecular function (GO): NADP binding; 2-dehydropantoate 2-reductase activity
Source: RefSeq, a predicted model, not a curated record
AUGACUCUGGGGCCCAAGCUGCGUCACACUCUAAACAUGCCCACUUGGCCGACUGAGCUCUGCCGCUCUUCCUCCUCAUUUUCAACUUACACGACGCCCUUCAGGCAGCAACCGGCUUGGUUGAAAACUCUAGUCACAGAUCAGGCGUCUCCACCCACCUUGUUUGCCUGGACGCCCGAAAAUCUCGAUCGGUGUGCAACUCAUCUCACCCCAGCUACUAGCCUCGCCUGCAGCAGAAACGACCUGGAUCGACGCAUAUUCAUCCUUGGGGUCGGUAACAUUGGAAAGCUUUAUGCGACUUACCUAGCAAAGCAAUCGAAGCCUCCGCCCAUCACGCUCGUGGUGCACAGGAAAGAACUUCUCGCGCAAUGGGCUCAGAGCGAUGGUGUCGAGCUCCUUCGUGAUAGCGUGGUCAUUAAGAACAAGGAUUUCGACAUUGAGUGGUGGACUAGAACUGCCCCGGACCAUGGCCCUGUACGGGAGGUGGCGGAUGGGAAAAAGCUGCGCAACCUCUUCAUAUCGACCAAGGCAUCGGCCGCCAUGCCAGAAGCAGAUCGACUCCGAGGAUACCUGGAUAGGCACAGCAGCGUUGCGUUUGCCCAGAACGGCAUGUCUAAGCUCUGGCCGCCGCAUGGCCAGGCAUAUAUUGCCAGUCGAUAUGCGGCAGGCAACGCCCCCAGCUUUCUAGCUUGUGUCGUUAAUCAUGGCGUGAUGUCCGCGGGCUCUUUUGAGAGCGUACACACGGCUCCUGCAGACGCGUCCAUCGGCCCGGUGCUCCUCAACCCGCAUCCCCCUUCCAGCGUUGAGUAUCUCAUGACGCAAGUCACCACUGCGCCACUUCUGAACUCCAGGUCGGUUUCUUCGGGCGAGCUCUGGGUACUACAACUCGAAAAACUUGUCAUGAAUGUCAUCAUAAACCCCAUAACAGCGCUGUUGCGCUGCAAGAACGGCGAGCUCUUUGCCGGUGGUGAUCUGAAUAACCCCCUCGGGCUAGUACUGGACAGGCUGCUAGCUGAAACGAGCGCAACCAUCCAAAGCCUUGUAAAACACGAAAGUAGUGCUGCUAUUCUCGCCUCAUAUACCCGUCCAAGUCAGCCUUCAGAAUCAGAGAACCCCACGGAGAACGCUCAAAGGCUGCGAGAGGCGCUUGGGGAACGAUUUUCUAUGCCUUAUUUAAAGAAGAAGCUGUAUGAAUUUGGUGCUCUAGUUGGUGAAAAUAGUAGCUCUAUGCUUCAAGAUGUCGAGGCCGGAAAACCAACAGAGAUCAGAGAUUUCAAUGGUUGGAUAGUUGACACGGCAGCAUUCCUGGAUCAGCAAGUGGAUGUCUCAGCUCAUCGCGCUCUUAUAGAGCUUGUAGAGGGCAACGAGAUUUUGACCAAGGCCGAACUGGCGAGAAGGCUUCUCUAG